AAAAACAAAAACAAUAAACGUAAAUAAUGACAACAUAGCUAAACAAUCAAACAAAAUUGGAACGCCCGCCACGGAGACUAUGUUGAACGGAAACAAAUCGGAAUAAGCCGUACGCAUAGUGAUCGGAAACAAUUCCGUUCCCCACCACUUGGAGGAUCCGUUUUUGACCGACAAUCUAAACGGAUCUGUUUCCGUGGACAGAUGAAGACUGUGUUGAGUGGGCUAUGGUUUGUUUAAAGGUUGUUAUUAUGACCAGAGUCAUAGAACCCUUGUUAUGACAAACAGUUUCUUCUCGAAUUUUUCUUGCAAUCAUUAAACGUUUGUCAAUUAAUCAUAGAACCUGCUUCGGAGGCACAUUUAAAAAUUUAAAACUAAAAAAAAAAAAAAACGAGAAAGACCAAAAAUCAUAGAUGGACAAAACACAUCUUCAAUCAACUUCCCUGCUGACCUGAGGCCCUGAGAGUCUCUUCUUGGACUAGAAAUGCAGAAUUCUAACAAGAUGUCAUUAUCUACAACCAGAACAAAAGCAAUACAGUGUGAAGUGUUGUCCAAUUUUCCUGUAAGCAAUUCAAACUCAUGGAAGUUUAUUACUCCAAGCAGGCUCCAGAAAGCAAUAAAUGAAGCUAAAUAUGAUCUCCAUCAUAUGUUGGAAAAAUCAGUACAUGCGAAUGAUCAUUUAGGAACCACAAUAUGUUCGAAAAAAAAUUAUGUAAAAGAUGUGAUAUCUGUCCUGCCAAAUCUCUCUCAAGAUCAAGAAGAAAACAAAGUGAAAGCCAAAUCAACCAUACUUAAACCAAAAAGUCACUCAUCUUGCCACAAAGACCUCUCAUUUUCUGAAAAAGAAAAGUAUAUCGAACUUGACCCCUAUGUUUCUGAAAAUAGCAAUUCUUGUAUCACAACUUCUGACCUUCAAAGUCAAGAAUUGCAAAAUAACAAAGGAUUGAGUGAAGAGGAUCUCAAAUGGCUUGGAAAGAAUUACAGGACUCAGCUGAGUAGAAAAGUUACCAUCAACAACACCGAUUUAAAGUCACAUAUUUUAAACGAAUGCAGCUUACGUCCACCGACAUCCACAGCCACCGUCAAAAAUCGAAAUCAAAUACAAAUUCAUGAAACAGUCAUUGACUUGGUCAAUCGAGUUCAAGUGCGUGAACAGCAGUUAUGGAAACAGUUGGCCGAAAUGUCUUUAACUCCAGCGCCGUCGGUUUCUAGUACUAGGAGUAGUUUAGCAGAAGAAAACUACGAGCCGAUACUAUUAUCAAAUUUCCCGAAAGAACUAAAUACACUUACCAAAGUUUCUGUCAAACACGAUCGUACAGAAACAUCCUCAACUCAACACAGAGAUGAAAUGCCUAUGAGCGCUGAAAGUCUGAUUUCUUUGCUUGGUGACGAGUGGCUAAAAAACCUUUUAAAAGAAGAACUUGAAAUCUCUCUUAACGAAUAAUUGUCUCUUAAUUUGCUAACACAUUUUUCUCUACUACUUGGUAAGGAACAACAUUCUAUUUCUACUGCAAAUCGUAAUUUCGAAUCCCUCUGCUGUCGCUCAGUUUAUAAUUCUGUAUUUUUUCAUUUCAUCAUUGAUUGCGUAAAACUAUCAAUACUUGAAUUGGCAUAAAAUAAACCUUAAGAAACACUCUA
Molecule: messenger RNA, 1635 nt
Organism: Daphnia magna
Lineage: Eukaryota; Metazoa; Arthropoda; Branchiopoda; Diplostraca; Daphniidae
Exons: 3
Coding region: 482-1441 (319 amino acids)
Source: RefSeq, a predicted model, not a curated record